Messenger RNA from Ctenopharyngodon idella (grass carp), 1399 nucleotides. RefSeq lists its product as uncharacterized. The coding region runs from base 333 to 950 and encodes 205 amino acids. The transcript is spliced from 5 exons. Lineage: Eukaryota; Metazoa; Chordata; Actinopteri; Cypriniformes; Xenocyprididae. The record is from RefSeq and is a predicted model, not a curated record.
GCCUCCAGUGUGGACAGUUUAUACUUCAGUAACAGGUCAUGCGCUGUUUCUGUGCUGGGUCACUUUAACUGACCCGGGAGGAAGUUCCUGUUCGAGUUCCUGUUUUUGAUUUCCUGAUAGCUUACUUACUGUUUGCUUCAAUUUGUAAAGUUUUACGCUGGACAGCAUAUACUGACUCUUCAUCGCACAGUCAUCAGAGUGACAAACGUAAACAUAUCUUCCAUUGUAUCGAGUUGAUUACGAUCGUCUGGAUAUGAAAGCUAACAACUACAAGACUGCAAGCUUGAAGACUUUCUGAUAAGUUAUAUUUUUAAUUUCCUCCACUCAUUAAGAUGGAGGAGGCAUAUGCAGCGCUGUACCAGGAGUUUGUCCGUCUCCAGUCACUCUGCUUAAAACAAGCAGCAAUGCUAAAACAUCUCUCUGACACAGUGCAAAGACAACAAGGGUUGGCCACUACUCCGGCUAGGACUUUUGAAAACCCAUGCCAGUGCACAGAGCUGGGACACCAACCCCAUCCUGCAGAACGCCAUGAAUCUCAAAGACUGAAUCUUGCUGAAACACACAUACUGAACCCUCAAAUUGCUCAUGAUCUCUGUCACAUUGAUAGAGGACUAGACAAACUGCAUUUUAACCUGGACGUGCCAGAUCAGAAACAAGGUAGCCACGAUAACGCGGUUUUGCACAAUCCUGUAAAGAUGGCCGAAAACAGCGCCUGGGAUGACCUGAGGAAAGUUGAGCAACAUCAUCAUGCUAACCAGACUUCACAACGGCUGCGGAGACCCUGGUCAUCCUCAUUUCUGGACAGUGAGUUGGUCAGUCAAGCCGGAGGGCUGUUCAUGUCAGGAGUGACGCUGCAGUCGCAGGUGUGCGAGUUCUGUCAUGCUGUGUUCCCUGGACACACGAGCACCCGCGGAGAGUUUCUGCGUCACCUCACUACACACAUGACUUGAAGAAAAGCAGUGCUGGGAAUCAAAUUCAUUAAAAAAAAUGAAGAAAUGAGAGAUGAUAAGUGAACACUGAUAAUGUCAGUAAUGGACAGUAAUAUGUUUGAUUUUGAAACUAUUUAAGGUUUGAUCAGUGAUGGUCAAGAUAUCUUUUUAUUAAACUGUAAUGCACACAAAGCUGUAGUGCAAAUACAUAAUAUGAUAAAGCAGGAAGAACAACAAAAAUGUUAUGCAUGCACAUAUUUGUUUAUCAUGUUAUGAUUCAUCUGCUGUUUCAUUUUGUAAUUAUUUGGUUCCAUCAGAAAAAAGUGUCUGUAUUGUACAACUGGAAAUGGGAAUAUAUUAUAUUAUUUUUCUAAACGAUUUACUUUUUUUACCCAAAUGCUGUAUUCUCACUACACAUGAUAGUGAAUAGUGCUGUCUGUCAAUUAAAGAUUAAAUACUCUGUAAAAUUA